This is a messenger RNA of Centruroides sculpturatus (bark scorpion), 772 nucleotides long. Its product is annotated as ankyrin repeat domain-containing protein SOWAHB-like. Lineage: Eukaryota; Metazoa; Arthropoda; Arachnida; Scorpiones; Buthidae. The record is from RefSeq and is a predicted model, not a curated record. The transcript has 4 exons. Bases 35 to 772 code for a protein of 245 amino acids.
UGCCCUCUGUAAACAACCGGUUUGAGAGAAGAAAAUGGCGGAGACGUUUAGCUUGGAGUCUGUGAAAGAAUUUAUCAUAGAAAAAGGCGGAAAAGUGAUAAGUCACGAAAUUGUUAAACAUUUUAAAGUAUUCUUAAACGAUAAAAACAGGCAAAAAGAAGCCAGAGCAUUAUUCAAAGAAUAUGUUAAUGCAGUUACUAUUGUAAAAGAGGAAGAUAAUGUAAAAUAUUUAACGUUAAGGCCUGAAUUUUGCUCAGCAGUACAACAUGAUGAGGAAAAUGUCAAAAAUACUUCUGAAAGUAGUAAUAGUUUAUCGUGUGGUUCAAAUGACAGUAUGGAAAGUGAGGCCAAACAGACCGCGCCUACAACUGAUAACUUACAAUUAGAAGGAUCUGUCUCUCCAAUUGUCCAUAGUCACUCUAGUCCAAGUAUACUCCAAGCUAUUGAUUCUUCAUCACUUUCACUGCCAUUACAAGAUUGCUAUGAAGAGAAUUCCCAGUCAUGUUGUUCAGAAUCUCAAUCAACUCCUUUGAAAUGGUUUGUUGAACCACCUGAAGGGGAGACACCACUUCCACCACCUCGCAGGAAGGGGAGUGCAAAAGGAAAGGAAAAUCGUGAUUUGAAAAUCCAGGAACGGAUGCAACUUUUAUGUGAGGAAAAGGAAACAGAGGCAAACAAGCUUGAAGUCUUUCUAAACACGGUCGCAAAUGCGAGUAGAAUUGUAGGCGAUGUAACGGUGACAUUGGCGAGUAGUCGAGCAUUAAUAGAAUAA